Porites lobata is the source of this 5534-nucleotide messenger RNA. The record is from the annotation of a GenBank genome assembly. NCBI's taxonomy places the organism in Eukaryota, Metazoa, Cnidaria, Anthozoa, Scleractinia, Poritidae.
AUGGCGGUUCAAACUAGCGUUUUAGCAUCAAGCCUUCUGUUUGCUACUCUCCUUGGGUCAAUUUGCCGUUCAGGAUCAAUAAGAAAUAACUCGUCGAAACUGCCAGGUAAGAGGCGGUUAAUUUAUCAACUUCCUUUUCAUAUUAUCGUUUAAGUCAUUGCUUAUCCGUUGCACACGAUUCGUCCAAUUAUUGGCACCGUUUAAAUCUUCAGUUGUUUAAUUUAAUAACAUAAAGUAAUAUCGUGCGGCGGCGAUUUGUCCUCCAUUCGAUUGAUUACGUCAGAAGGAGUAAAAUGAACACUGAAUGAAGGGAUUCGAUACGCGUAUAGUGAACUGAGCGAAAAAGUCAGCACAUAGUAUGAUCGCUUCAGAUCGAUGAGCUUUGUAUUUCACAGUAGUUUGCCAUCUUCAGGUUAACAAAAUUGCCCUUUAAACUCUUUUCGGUUCUCUAUCUACGCUUGUGUAGCCUGUGAUUCUAAGUUUCGAAUGAGUUGUUUUUAAAGAUACUAAACCUUGUCACUAGACCACAAUUGGCAAGAUCAUUUGUCCCUUUUAAAACUUUUAUAUAAUUAUGUGAAGAAAAUCCUAUGGUGUGGCCAUUUAAAUGAAACCUCUUAGGGUGAACUUUUGUAUAGUAUUAUUCAUUUCUUUGGAUUUUCCAAAAAGUAAAUUUGAUUUUUUUGUCAAUUAUUUGUUCUUCGGCUUCUAAAAGUAGUGAAAGGGCAGCUUAAACUAUGGGCACAGUUAAAUCUGACUGUAUUGUUUUAAAGUAUUGCCGUGACUCGAGAGAAGGCACUACCUAGCUUAUUUUCAAUUCAUUCUGGCGAUGAAAAAUCCUUUUAAUAAUCAAAUGAAAACUGUAAGGCAGCUUUUUUUCCCGUGCUCUGUUUUAUGCUGUCCGAGGGACGUUUAACGUCUUCCGCCCACAAAAAAUCCUCUCGAUGACUUUUCAAAUUUUCUCUAGUAUUUUUAGAGCAUCCAAUCGAAAUAUUCUAGACAAAAAGAAUAAAACUGAAUUUGCUUUUUAAGCUUUUAUAUCUGAAAUCAAAUUUCGCACUAACCCUGGGUCAUCUUAACUCAGCUUUGAACAACCCGGCCCAGAAAUAUACUGUUGAUUAUGCUUACGCUCCUCAAAAAGGCGACGGUGGGGAAAUACCAUUUUCUAGCCUACACUCUUUAAAGUUUUAGAUCCCAGUUUUUUCAUUUUAUGUUCACCAUGCCUUAGACUUAAGUCUAUAACAUUUACUUGAAAACACGGAAAAUCUUAGCUCUCAUUAUUACCAAUCAGAGCCUAAAAUAGAGCGUAAAAGGAGAUGAAUACAAAGUGUUAUAAUGUAGAUUUAAAGACUGCGAACAUUCUCCUAUGACUGGAGGAGCAUUGACGGCGAGUCCUUUAGUUGAAAAUCUAUAACAGGAGUUUUUUUGUGUUGCUCUCCUGUUUUCUGCUUUGUAUGAAUCCUAGUAUAUGGUCAGAUUCCUUUAAAAACGAUUUGGCCAUGUUUCAACAUUUUUGUCGAGAAAAGAAACCGCAAGUGCAAUCGUGGUGGUCCGGCGGGCGGAUAGUCUGUUGAAAGUCAAUUCUAAAAGCCAGGAAGCUCUGUUGCCCCUCAUAAGAUUAGUCUUGAGUGUCUCCCCACCCAGUUGCAUCGAUAUGGCUUUUUUUUAAGGCGAAAAUACAGGGGACGAUUCGCAAAGACGAUUUUUAGCGCAACACAGCGUUGCAACGUUGUUGCCAAGUUUCAAAUGGAAACAAAUUGCAACGCUGUGUUGCGCUAAAAAUCGUCAUUGCAAAUCGUCCCGUGUAACUUAGAUCGCGGGGACGAUGCAAAGAGACGUGAGCCGGGAAAACAUCGGGGAUGGGGUAGGGAGUGAGAUCUAAGGACUCUAGCUUCCUCUUCCUCUUUUCAUCAUGAUUCAGUUUUUCCCAAUCAAGGACUUCGCUCCACACUCCACUAUCUAUCUGAACGCUUGGAACAGGCAAAUCAUGACGCGCCAACUUUCAAUAUGAUAAACUGAAGCAAGGGAUGGCGCUCGCAUCCCACCAAUCUGGCCCGGUGUGGACGCCAUUAGACUACGAGUAGUCCCCCAUUUUUCCUCAGGAAUAGUAGAGCGAGCAAAACGCGAGCGCGCGUGAAAAUCAACCCACGCGAGAAAAGGCUUUCACGCGCGCUCGCGUUUUGCUCGCUCUACUAUCCCUGAAGAAAAAUGGGGGACUACUCGUGGUCUAGGACGCCAUAUGUUGGUUGAGUUUGUUGUUGGUUCUCUCCUUUGCUUUGAAAGGUUUUCUCCUGAUAGUCCGGUUUUCCCCUCUCCUCAAAAACCAACAUUUUCAAAGUCCAAUUCGUCCAGGAAUCAGGAAGAAGAAGAAUCAUUUUGCGGAUGAGCUAAAUCCAAAUCAUUAAUUAUUAUUUAUUUAUUUAACGGAAGAGUAACCAGAGUAUAAACCGGGGUUGUGGCGGACGAAAGGGCCUGUUAUUGCUUUCUUGGUAUUUUAUUUACGGAUACAUACGUAGUUUAUAUGGGCGUAUCUUUAUUGGUUGAAAUUUGACAUCGCAGAGACCUUCUCAGAGUACUACAGUGAUAUGGGGAGUCUUUCACUCCAUUACAGUCACCCUUCGGUUUCGUGUCUGGCUCAUAUUUUUUGCGAUCCAGCGCUCAGCUUCCGUGGUUCUCAGACUUGAGAGCACUAUACAUUUCAUCUUAAUGUAGGAUAACAGUACGUUUUUAUAUUAAUCUCUCAGGAGAAACACAAUCGACCAACAACCCACUCAUUCCCACUACCGCAAACAACAGAACGAAUGGCUCUAUACAGAGUACAACACUGACGGAGAAAUCUGCAGACACAGAAGUGACAUUGUUUCCAACGUCUGCCUCUGAAUCAGAGCUUCAAAUGACUACUAAAGUGGAGACGUCUUCGAAUCAAAGUAACGUGGACAAACCAGGAUCUCAAGAAGGCAAGUCAAAUACAGAAGUGCUAAGUGUGUCACUUUCGCUGGUCCUUGGUGUCUUAGCAGCAGUCGGCGUUGUGAUUGCUGUGUUGUUUGUUCGCUGGAAAAGGUGAGUUAAGGUUGAAGUUGGUAAAAUCGAACAUCAUAGCACGCGACCGUAAAAGUCGUCAUCAUUAUUCUUAGAUUAAAACAAAUUAAAAUUUUAGAUUAAACUCCAAUUAGCGCUUAUGUUGAGAGUAACUUGGUGACUUGCUAACGCCUAUAUGGGAGUACUCGGUUUUUUUGCUCAUGUAUUCGGCAACUUAAAAGUUAACCACCACAUCGGAUCGGUUGAAAGCCCAUGCAGGGAUCCCACAGGCUAGUAAGAAGUCAUUGGCAAAGAGUGAUCAGCAUGAAAUUUCUCCUUAUAAUAUCAAUGCUUUAGAAAACAGAUUGGUGAUGAGAAUUGAGUACAUGAUCAGGGAAGAUGUGUCUAGUUGAUAUUUCAACAAAUUCUCCCCGCUACUUCUAUUGAAAAAGUAUUUGUUAAUCAAAUUUGGAGUCACCUUCGGUUGGAACGUCCACACAAACGACCUCAGUCAACGGUUCAGUAGCUGAAGGGGUCAUCUCUCGCAUAUGCCGAGAUUUUCAGGCUUCAAUUGGUCUCAGCUUUGACGCCAAAAAACCUUUUAGUAGCCAAUCAGAACAGAAUAGGAUUCCCAGUGAUGCCGAUUGAGCUAAACGAGUUGAUAAAGAGGACCAAGGUGUUUCUGGCUUGCUAAAAAAUCAACGACUGUGAAGGACUAUGGGAAAAUUUGGAACAAGGCGCACGAAUUUCUUGGGAAAGUGAUUUGAAACUUAUGUCAUGUGACAGUAACCGCGAAGAAGGCUCUUACAAGAUCUGAAGGGCUCCAGCGCUUACAUAUAAUGUAAAUCCGCAAAGCAGAAGCACUUUUCACUUAGCUAUAUUUUCGACGAAACAGCCUUGUUUCACACCAUGUCUUCUUUUAGGUUCGCCGGCUUUUGAGAAUACAGACCUAAAUUUUAGGUUUAUAUGAUUACUUCUCUCACAUAUUCCCCACACUUUUCCGCAUUUUGCAAACGUGUUUUGUUAACUUUUUCUCACGUUGUAGAAUAAGAAAAAUGAAGAAAGGAUUCCAAGACGAACUGGCUACUAUAUGUUUACAGUAAGUAAGAUCUUAAAUUAAAGUUUCACCGGUGGACGAGAGUAACUGAGCUAAUAACUGUUUCUCAUAUUACCAUUCCAUCGAGAUUCUUUAUAUGGCAAUCUUCAAAACUUUUGUAAUUUGUACAGUUUGUAGUUUUGUUUAUAGGCCACGCGCUAGGAUUACGUCCACAUACUCUCCAGUGAAAGUUGGAACCACCUCGUACAGCAUAAAUCAACAACUGAAGAAAUACGUGUCUUGUAAAACCCAUCCUCGGAGACCUGGGGGGCAGAUAGUGGGGGCAAGAGAAAGUCUAAACGGCAAAUUUUUUUUCCGCCCGUUUAGACUUUCUCUUGUCCCUAUUAUCUGCCCCUGGGUCUCCGAGGAUGUGUAAAACCUCGCGACUCUCUGGGGAUAGGAAUUGCAUGAACCCUUGAUUCUAUGAAUGCUAAAGAAAGUAAUGCAAAUAUAUUAGAGGAUCUGGAAAGGUAUUUUAGGGAUCCGGGAUUUGACCGAAAUACGGUGUUGGAUUUAGGAAAACGCAAAAUGUCUUGACGAGAUACGGGAUUUCACCAUUACUCGAGAAGCAGGAUUCGCCAAAAUCUUGACGCGGGAUGCGGUAUUAGGAAAGAAACGCUGUUCGGGACACAGACGACAGAAGUUCGGGAUCACGCGGGAUUAUCGUGUAAAAGAAGCGUGAAUGCGGGAUCAGGACCCCCUUCCAGACCCUGAUCUUACUGCACGUAUCGUUCAACUAUAACAUAUUUUUAUUGUUGUUGUUACACAGUGACGAGUUAGCAUCAGAGGCACUAUACGCUUCAUGGAAGCCUUUCAUGGACACAAAUGACACGUCUAACAUGAAGCUUGUUAUUCAACAAUCCACUCCUGAUGCGAAAAGUUCCACUGUCACACUGGGCUAGCAAUCCUUCUGGUCUAGCCUACAAUCGAGCAAGCUCUCCAUUUGGGGGAGUAAGAGAGAAGUCAAGGGAGAGCAGCACGUGAAAGGAGACCCGGCGCUGCUUGCAAACUGUCGCGCCUCGCUUCGCUCGCUAUAAACGAAGAGCUUGCUCGCAGGCUAUUUCUGAUCUUUCUGUCACUUUUAUCAGAGACCAGAGUGCCUGCGCUCAGUUCAAUACAAAUCCUAACCAACAGUGUGUACAAGUUGUAAAAUAUUGCAAAACAAGUAGAAAGCAGCUAUGGACAAAAGGUUUGUCCAGGUUUGAUUACUAGAAUUGUCAGUACGUACUCAAAGGUUUCAGUCACGUUGUAAAAAAUAAUAAAUAGAAGCAUAAAUACGUACAAGACUUCAACGUUUAUGAAUCAAGUGAACCUAUAGCAAAGCGCUGCUCUGUAGUUAUAUAUUUCAUUUGAAUGGUCAUAAUGGUUUUUGUAAUCUCAAAAUCUAGAACCACCUUGUACAGCAUAAUAAACAGCACCACAG